Molecule: messenger RNA, 624 nt
Organism: Trichoplax adhaerens
Lineage: Eukaryota; Metazoa; Placozoa; Uniplacotomia; Trichoplacea; Trichoplacidae
Exons: 7
Coding region: 1-624 (207 amino acids)
Cellular component (GO): membrane
Source: RefSeq, a predicted model, not a curated record
AUGGGACCGACUGUAACUGUUAAAAGGUUACGUUUCAUGAAUGCUCCUGUUACUGGAUGCCAGUGUCACUACCAAGCAACAACUAUCGAACAGACAGCAAACAUUCUAACGCAUGGGGUGUGGAUAAUACCAGCUAUUUAUGCCCUCUUAAAAAUGCUAACAUUAAGUACUACUCAGAACCAAUAUUGGAUUGCAUGGUGCAUGAUAUCGCGGUUCUUGCAUUUCUGGGACCGAUCGACGAUAUUUACUUUUAUAGCAUCAUGCUUCAUGCCCUGGUUUGUAUUAACUGAAACCUUGAGUAAUACAUAUGUGAUGAAGUGGUUGGUUUGCAUUUGGCUUAUGGCCAUGCUUGGAAUUACGUUUACGUACUUAUUUUUAGAUAGAUACAAGCUGCUUGAGACAUUACUGUACGUAAUUCUUGGAGUUGUCCCUUCCAUUCCUAUUUUGUAUGCAAAUCAAAAUUCAGGCGCUUGGGAACUUACUGCUGGUGGAGGUAUUUAUGUAAUGGGAAUUCUGUUUUUUAAAUGCGAUGGUCGGAUACCCUUUGCUCAUGCAAUUUGGCAUACCUUCGUAGCUUGUGGUGCCUUAAUUCACUACUCCGCCGUCAUCAGAUAUAAAUAUUAA